This is a messenger RNA of Spodoptera exigua (beet armyworm), 2977 nucleotides long. Lineage: Eukaryota; Metazoa; Arthropoda; Insecta; Lepidoptera; Noctuidae. The record is from the annotation of a GenBank genome assembly.
CCAAUCUGAAGUUAGUAACACAACAAACAACUUUGAUAAUGACACUGAAGUCAGGCAGUCUGUCGGUGUUUUGGAACAGUGACGGUUGUGUGAAAUUGUGUUGUAAAGUAUAUUUUUCUGAUAAUUUACAAGUGUUUCUGGAGUUCACGAUGUCGGAUGAAAUCGCGGAGAAUGGAACAGCGAACGGAGACGUCCCAGAGAUCGAGCUGAUUAUUAAGGCAUCGACGAUUGAUGGGCGACGGAAGGGCGCGUGCCUCUUCUGCCAGGAGUACUUCAUGGACCUGUACCUGUUAGCUGAGCUUAAGACCAUCAGCUUAAAGGUGACGACAGUAGACAUGCAGAAGCCUCCACCAGAUUUCCGUACCAACUUCGAAGCCACGCACCCGCCCAUACUCAUCGACAACGGUCUGGCAAUACUGGAGAACGAGAAAAUAGAACGGCACAUCAUGAAGUCGGUACCGGGAGGACACAACUUAUUUGUACAGGAUAAGGAAGUAGCCUCACUGAUCGAGAACCUGUAUUCCAAGCUGAAGCUGGUGCUGGUACGCAAAGACGAGCAGAAGUCGGCAGCCCUGCGUGCACAUCUCGGCCGCAUCGAUGGUCUCCUUGAACGCAGAGGGACUAGAUUCUUAACGGGGGACACAAUGUGCUGUUUCGACUGCGAGCUAAUGCCAAGACUGCAGCACAUCCGCGUCGCCGGCAAGUACUUCGUCGACUUCGAGAUACCGACGAGUUUCCGCGCCCUCUGGCGUUACAUGUACCACAUGUACCAGUUGGACGCGUUCACACAGAGCUGCCCCGCCGACCAGGAUAUCAUUAACCAUUAUAAACUGCAGCAGGCGCUGAAAAUGAAGAAACACGAAGAACUCGAGACGCCGACGUUCACGACGUCAAUCCCUAUCGACGUGAGCGAGAACAGUAACGCCGAGUAAGCUCGCCUCGGCGCGCACAUUGCCUUGGUACAAUAGUAGGCGAUAAACUAAAUUUUCUAAAUUAUGCCACCAUCGCCUGACCGCAAGAUGUUAUGCAUUGAUGUUGCAUUCAAAAUAAUGUUGCCAAAAUUUAACAGCGCACCAACAACUGGCCACACAACAAAGAUGGCGCCCACUUUUUUAUUUCCCUCCAUUUUUAAAUUGUUCUUCUAUAGAAUGUGAUAACGAGAACAGACAUAAGAUUUUUGUUGUGUAGUCAGCUGUUCGUGGAAAGUGAUGCGCGACAGAGCGUCGAGUAUUUAAUAUUCGGUGUGAUACUGAUCUUUACUACACAGAUACCGACUCUGACCCACGCCAUUACGAUAUAGCGACAAAGCGCUUUGUGACAUUAGUCGUCUUCAAUUUUUUCUACAGGUUUUUUUUAAUACAUAGAUACCAAUGUCACGUAUGAUGCCAACAAACAAAGAUUCAUAUGGAAAUUAUAUUUUUGUAUUAAAUUCAUGUUUUUAGUAUUGGUCUAUUUCAUUAGAUUUAAAAUCUAAGAGAAAAGUAUGUAUGGUUUGGUGCAAUCGGAAUUAAGUUUUAUGAAUACAUGUUGAGUAAAUAAUAGGUUAUUGUGGAUUUUAUUUAUUAUAAUAUGGUUGGACAUUAUUUUGGAAUAAUACCAUUACAUUUACUUGUGACAUCUUCGGCAGAUCAGUUUUGUUAUUUUCAAAUUGUUAAUUUAUCGUGGCCAUUAGUAUUUUUAAUAAAAUACUUUGGAGUCAUAAAAUAUAAUAAAAUGUGCAUUUUUUAUUAUCGAUGUAAGUGUAUUUGGCAGAGGAGAUGAACAAAUCAUAAUGUGGAUUUUUUAACCAUAUUGCAUCAAACUUUACAAAUUGCAGUGUACCUUUGUCUGUAUAUGAAAAAAUAAUAAUUUUACAAGUUUUUAAUUUAGUUUUAGUAUAGUUUCAGUGUUCAAACACAACGAAUAAAUGCCCAGGACGUGUUGUUGUAUUAUAUUCACGAUAGUUGCUAAGGUUGCUUCACAGUAUUCUAUUUUGUUUUGUUCAUUCUGGACUUCUUUGUCUAUUUAGGUUUAAUGAGAUCAGUUUCGUCGCCAUUUUGUUUUUUCAUACCUCUGCCUUACUGCUAGUGUCGUUUCGAACAUGUUCUACUGCAACUGAUUCAAUACAAUCAAAUCAUUUUGUGAGCGCUCUUGCCUGCCUAAACUGUUACCUUAAGAAGGUAUGUUUUUGUAAUAAGAAUGUACUUAUUUUGUUUACAUUUUCAGUUCCUUUAUUUCAUGUUUGUUUUAAUUAUAUUUAUGAACCUUCAAUAGAAUGUUAGGAGUGAGGCUUUAAGUUGGACCACCUAUAUGUAAUAGACUUUUGGCUUCUCAGAGAUAUGUGGGUGAUUUGUUUUAGUUUAAAAAACAAUUGGCCCCAAAAAUAGUCGUUUUAAAUUUGGUGAAUUCCAUACAUAUUAGCGUAGUACACACACAAGAGACAAGGGCGAGAGACGACCAACAUGUCGAUUGGACAAUGUAUAAAAUAAUAAUGACUAGAUUAUAAUGUAAAUGUUAAGGAAUAAACCUGGAUAAUAAUAUUUUUUUUCGUUUUGUUUCAUUUAUUUUUUUCUUUCUAAUUAUAUCCUUUUCUUUUUUUUAUCUGUUCGUUACUUAUACUAAUAUAAGGAAUGUGCUCAAAUAUUGCCAAAUUCUAUAUAUUCUUGCUUCUGUGCCUUGCUUCUUUUAGUACAACGCUCGUGACUACUUGCUAUAUGUGUAUAUCAAUGUGAUAAAAGUAGCUUUUACACAAUAAAUAUUUAUAACAAAAUAAAAUAUAGUUUCUUUAUUUCAUUAUUAAAAUCUGUAAAAAUACAAUUAAAAAAAACAUACAACAGACCAAAUUCUCGAUAACUUUACUACGAUUUUUCUAUCUCGAUUUUCUUCUUCAUCCAUUCAUUUUUAUAAACAUCGCUGGUAAGUACGGAGCUCAAGAAUGAAUGAGUUAUAAACGCAGUUAUACCCCAUAUCUUAUAAUCUUCGAUUACAAACACCGGCA